GCCCUUUCGACACUUAUUUUCCAAAUUAAAAAAUUAUUUGCUUUGGUUUUAAUUUAAAAAUUGCGCUUUAUUAAAAAAUAAAUAAGAAUCAACUCGCCAUGGAUAGAGCAAACAAGUCGUGAGUGAGCUUAUUCUACAUUUUGUAUUGAAAAGGUUGCAAACUCAACUCGAGUAUCAUCAAUGAAUUUGAUGCGGCAGCGCUUCAUUUUUCGUCUUGGAUUUGCCUCUCAAACUUCAAUUCUCAAAGUAAACCAUCCUUGCUCAAUCCCUAGCCAUGGAAGAAGAAAACUUAGUACAAUUACUUUGUCCUUGGCAGCUCCAAAGUCAGGUGAAGAGGUUUUGGUAGUAGUAGGUGGUGGAGCUGCUGGAAUUUACGGUGCUAUUAGGGCCAAGACUAUUGCUCCUAAUCUUAAAGUUGUUGUUAUUGAAAAAGCUAAACCUUUAUCAAAGGUCAAAAUUUCUGGAGGGGGCCGCUGCAAUGUGACUAAUGGGCAUUGUCUUGACAAUAAGAUUUUGGCAGAACAGUAUCCAAGGGGUCAUAAGGAAUUCAGAGGCUCCUUUUUCCAUACUCACGGUCCAAUGGAUACAAUGUCCUGGUUCUCUGAUCAUGGUGUGGCGUUGAAAAUUGAGGAAGACGGAAGGGUCUUUCCCACCAGUGAUAGUUCAUCUACUAUAAUUGAUUGCCUCAUGUCUGAGGCAAAGAGGAGCGGAGUCUUGUUGCAGACUGGAAAAGUUGUUACUGGUGCAUCUUCCACUGCUGAUGGAAAAUUUGCGGUCAAGCUUGAGAAACGUAGCCUUGAUUAUGUGGAGCACAUUGAAGCUGAUUUUCUACUAAUUGCUAGUGGGAGUAGUAAGCAGGGUUAUGAUCUUGCCACUCAACUUGGUCAUUCUAUUGUGGAACCUGUUCCGAGCCUAUUCACUUUCAAGAUUGAUGACUUGAAGUUAGCAGAACUGUCUGGUGUGACAUUCCCAAAAGUAAAAGCAAAAUUACAGCUAGAAGGCAUCCAGAAGAAUAUACCACAGCUUACUCAGGUAGGACCCAUGAUAGUAACCCACUGGGGACUCAGUGGGCCUGUGGUUCUUAGGCUAUCUGCUUGGGGGGCACGAUAUCUAUCCAGUUCAGACUAUAAGGGUACGCUUUGCGUGGAUUUUACUCCUGAUAUCCAUAUUGAAGAUCUAAGGUCUCUACUCACUCGUCACAAGAAUCAGUUUUUGAGGCAGAAGGUGCUGAACUCUUAUCCUUCCGAAUUUGCGGUUGUGAAAAGAUUUUGGAAGUAUAUAUUAGAUCGUGAGGGCAUAUGCGGAGACAUGCUGUGGUCGUCCAUUUCCAAUAAUUUGUUAUUCGCUAUUGCUUCUUUGUUAAAAGAUUGUGCAUUUAGCGUGAAGGGAAAGGGCCAAUUUAAGGAUGAGUUUGUCACAGCUGGAGGUGUUCCACUUUCAGAGAUCUACCUUGAUAGAAUGGGAAGCAGGAUCCAUUCUCAUCUCUACUUUGCUGGAGAGGUACUCAAUGUUGAUGGUAUUACUGGUGGCUUCAAUUUUCAGGGGGAUACAUUGCAGGAACAAGUAUCGGUAACCUGGCUGGAGUUGCAUAUAACAGAGUAAAUCAGUAAGUUAUGCAGUAUUUGGAGAUAUUGAUUAUUGAAGAGCCUGACAAUUUUGAAAUUAGUGAUUCCCUUAGUUAUGUCACCUGUUUUCUUUCAAAGGAAAAAGCAAGCGUAUCAAAAGACUUCUGUGUAAGUUUUUGAAGUAGUGUUCUAUGCCGAAAGUUAUGCUGAAAGCCUUUCGGGAGCUAACAAAUGCUCAAGAAGUCGCUGAAUCAGCUCAGAGAGAAUCUCUUUAGAAUGUACUGAUAGCAUGAGCUCUCUCUUCUUGCAUCAGUGGCUAUCUAUGGAACUAUACUAGUUAAGGUAACAUGCAUAUUGAAGAGGAAAAAAGGACUAAUACGAGGAGUGGCAGAAUUGUAUAACUAAUUUGGUGCAGCCUAAUUGCUAAUGCCAUAUUUAGAGCACAGUUCAAAUCUCAAGAAGUUUGCUAUUCAGUUGGGCUUUCUCAACUCUUCUAACUUAUGUGCAAAGCUUAAUUAAAACAGAGACAGAGAUAGAAUAUAUAAUCCAGUUUUGCGUUUUUGUUAACCUGACAUCUGCUCAAAUUAGUCUAUUCACAUUUUUUUUAAUCA
Molecule: messenger RNA, 2176 nt
Organism: Lycium barbarum (goji berry)
Lineage: Eukaryota; Viridiplantae; Streptophyta; Magnoliopsida; Solanales; Solanaceae
Exons: 16
Coding region: 181-1602 (473 amino acids)
Source: RefSeq, a predicted model, not a curated record